AUGUCUCCUCGUUCACGUUGGGCCCGCCUUCUCCCGCUAGUGCUCGCCGGUGUAACGACCGCUGCUUCGCUGCACGAUGCGCCCCUCCGUCGGCAGCCCUCAGUCACGCCGACAGGGACCACCAUCAACUUCACCAACGUCGCGAACCCGUUCAACUUUAACGUCGUGGACCUUGCGGGCGACAACCAGGUCAUUUAUGUGGCGAACAUCACCAUCGACGGGCGAUCGUACGAGGUGCAGCUCGAUACGGGUAGCUCGGACUUGUGGCUCAACACGCAGAACAUCACGCUCUCUUCCGCUGCGAACGACACGAACAUCUCGACCAGCGUCGCAUACGGUGACCGCACCGUGGCGUCGGGCGAUAUAUUUUUGGCACCCGCACAGCUUGGAAAUUUCUCCAUCCCUGCGCAGGCAUUCAUAAGUGCUCCGGGCACUAACGCCACAUCUGACAACGAUCUGGGUCUGAUGGGCCUCUCGAGCAAGAACCUCUCACAGAUAUAUGAGAGGCUGCAGAACACAACGUUCGGCGGUCUCCCCGUGCUCUACAAUAUCUUUGAGACGUACUCGAACGUGUCGAACUUCAUUACAUUCCAACUCGUACGCUCGAAGCUCGGCAUCACCGAGGGCGGCGUCUUCACCAUCGGCGACGUCGACCCGAACCUGAGCGCGGUCCUAAACCAGACCCAGCUUCCAGUUAUAGAGGCGCUCAACCAGUGGGUCGUGUUCAUGGACGGUAUCGUCGUCGACGGCAAGAAGUUCACUGGGCACGGAUUUCUUCCCGCCACCAAGAACAAGACGGUGGCCCUCGUUGAUAGCGGCACUUCUCUCGGUGAGAUACCCCAGUAUUACUGGGACGCGAUUUACGGGGAUAUUCCGGGAGUGGAGCUCGUCAACGCCGGUGCAGGUAUUUACGAGGUCCCCUGCGACUUGAAGCGCAAUGUGUCCCUGAUCUUCAACGGCACCGAAUAUCCUUUGAACCCCCUCGACCUUUCGUACAUCAGCAACGUGGGCGACUUCUCCGACGGCUCAAACGUGACACUCUGCCUAAACACCUUCUCGCCGAUGGACCUGAGCAACCAGGACCUCGACUUCAUCCUCGGUGACGCGUUCAUGCGCAACGUCUACGCGCUCUUCAACUUUGGGAACUGGACGGACUCGAGCGAGUGCGCGCCGCCGCCGUACAUCCAGAUGCUUUCGACCACGAACCAGUCCGAAGCUUGGGCACAGUUCGACGACGCCCAGAACGCCCGCAUUCAGCAGUGGAUCGAGCUUCAGGGCCAGUUCAACGCGACGAACGCUACGAACGCUUCAUGA
Messenger RNA from Phanerochaete carnosa HHB-10118-sp, 1314 nucleotides. RefSeq lists its product as uncharacterized. Gene Ontology annotation, biological process: proteolysis. The record is from RefSeq and is a predicted model, not a curated record. Bases 1 to 1314 code for a protein of 437 amino acids. The transcript has 6 exons. Lineage: Eukaryota; Fungi; Basidiomycota; Agaricomycetes; Polyporales; Phanerochaetaceae. Gene Ontology annotation, molecular function: aspartic-type endopeptidase activity.